UUCAUUUCAUUACAAAGUGAGUUACACAAUUCUAUCUCUCCAAUUUAAUUCAAGAAAAAAGUCUAUCUCUGAAGCAAGAAGUUGAGACUCGAUCUACAGCCAUGGGAAGAAGCAAGAGUAAGUCCUUGUGUCGUAUGUCUGAUGUUGCAAAACCUCACAAACUUUCUCGACGAUGGGAUCCACCGCUCACCGUCUGCAUAUCUUGCAAAGGCCAACAAUACGUUGGGAAUAGGCGUGGUAACUAUUACUAUUGUGCUACUUGUGAUGUUGAAUUUCACGAAGGCUGUCACUUGUUUCCUCCAGAGAUCAGACACCCUUUCCACCUUCAUCACCCGCUCACCCUCACCUUCUUAGAUCAUGAUCUUGAUAGCUCUGAGAUCCCUGAAAUUUGGUUUGGCCUAACCUUGGAUUUUUACAAGGUUAAAUCUGAAGGAGAUGAAGAAGAAGAAUGUGCUUCUGCUUCAGAUGGGAAUCACAGUAGAUGCAAAUCUUGUCGGGAAAAUAUUACAUAUAACAGCGACAUCAAGUAUGUUCGUUUUUCCGAUAUAACAUAUUAUCAUUGUUCUGUCUGCAAUUUCAGUCUACACUCACUUUGCGUAAAGGAUUCACCACCUCUCACUAUUAAAAACCUAAAAAGCCAUGACCACACUCUUACCCUCUUCCCAAGAAAACUCCCUUUGCCUUGUGAUGCUUGUGGCUUUUCACUUGACGCUCGCAAUGAUUCAGUUUACUCUUGUCUGAUUUGUAACUACAUGGUCCAUAGAAGAUGUAUCUACUUACCUCGUGUCAUUAAGAUCACUCGUCACCAGCAUCGACUCUCUUACACUUCCUCCCUUGUUCCUUCUGGUGAUGAGCUCUCUUGUGGUGUUUGUCGCAAGCUCGUUGACGUCAACUACGGUCAAUUCUCUUGCAACAAGGGAUGCCACUAUGCUGUCCAUUCGAAAUGUGCAACAAACAAUGAAGUGUGGGAUGGGAAAGAUCUUGAAGGAGUGCCUGAAGAAGAAGAAGAAGAUGUUGAGCCAUUCGUGAGGACUGAUGAAGAGACGAUACAACAUUUCAGUCAUGACCAUCACUAUCUAAAGAUCCAUCAUGCGAAUGACAACCAUGGAAACAAGUUUUGCGAAGCCUGCAUCCUUCCGAUAACAGUUUCAGAUAGCUUCUACAGCUGUGUCCAAUGCGAUUUUGUUCUCCACGAAACAUGUGCAUGCCUUCCUCGCAUAAAACACCAUCCACUACACAAACACCCGCUCACCCUCUACCAUUUACAGUAUCCUCAUAUCAAAGAGCUCCAAUCUAAAUAUUAUGAUCUAGGUUUCUUUGUGUGUAAUGGUUGUGGCCGAAAAUGCUGUGGUUUCAUGUACACAUGUUGUGAAAAGGAUUGUGUAUUUCAACUAGAUGCAAGGUGUGCUUCGCUUCCUGAUCCUAUAAUCCAUGACUGCCAUCCACAUAAGCACCCUCUCUUCUUCAAUUUGACCGAAGGUAAAUGCAUGGUUUGUAAGAUGACCUCAGGAUUAAGAAAGUACUUAGAAUGUAUUGAAUGCAGGUCCUUUUUGUGUCUUACUUGUGCUACCAUACCUCUGGUGACUCACUACAAGUACGAUAAACAUCCACUCACUCUUUGCUGCGGAGAAGAGAAUACAACAGAUCUGCAGUACUGGUGCGAGAUUUGUGAAUCAGAAAUAGAUGCAAGAAAGUGGUUCUACACAUGCAACUCUUGUUCAGUCACUCUUCAUGAUACUUGUUUACUGGGAGAUGAGGUCUACAUGAAGCCAAACCAUAUGAUCAAGAUGUAUGAAGGUGCUGAAACAAGUAUUGGUAUUGUACCCAACAGUGGUAACUCUAGACCAGUGUGUGAUGGAUGUAGACGCCGUUGUGUAGACACUUUGGUAGUCAAGACGUCUGGGAAAAACUAUUGUACUAUCAUGUGUUUCUUCGAUAUAUAUUAUCCAUGGUAGGACUUCUGCAAAAAGAAAGAUGGACUGAAGCAGCGACGAUUAAGGAUGCUAUAUGAAGAAAUCUAGUGUGUAUUUCUUUUUAAACUUUGAGAUUUUUAAUGUAUCUAAGUUGUCCUGUCGUUUCCAAUA
Messenger RNA from Camelina sativa (false flax), 2084 nucleotides. RefSeq lists its product as uncharacterized. NCBI's taxonomy places the organism in Eukaryota, Viridiplantae, Streptophyta, Magnoliopsida, Brassicales, Brassicaceae. The record is from RefSeq and is a predicted model, not a curated record.